GGCAUGUUGCACCAUCAAAAUGUCUAUAUAAAGAGAUUUGCAUGAAGAUUAAGUGCAUACAUUCUCUACUAUAUAUCAUCGAGCAAAUCACUAUAUUUUCCGGCGAAAAUGGUCACCAUCAACGAGAUCCGCCAUGCGCAACGAGCUGUGGGGCCGCCCACCGUGUUGGCCAUCGGAACAGCCAACCCUCCCAAUUGUUUUGAUCAAAGCACUUAUCCUGAUUAUUUUUUUCGUGUCACCAAUAGUGAAGAUAAAAUUAAGUUAAAGCAAAAGUUUGAGCGCAUGUGUGAGAAAUCAAUGAUUAAAAAGAGAUAUUUUCAUUUAACAGAAGAAAUCUUGAAAAAAAAUCCUAAUAUUUGUGAAUACAACUCUCCGUCGUUGAAUAUACGGCAAGAAAUCAUGAUCGUUGAGGUUCCAAAACUUGGGAAGGAGGCAGCGGAAAAGGCCAUCAAUGAAUGGGGUCAGUCAAAGUCCAAAAUUACACAUUUGGUAUUUUGCACCACUAGUGGUGUGGAUGUUCCUGGGGCUGACUUUCAACUCACUAAGCUUCUUGGACUUGAACCAUCAGUGAAACGAUUCAUGAUGUGUCAACAAGGGUGCUUUGGUGGUGGCACUGCACUUCGAUUAGCUAAGGACUUAGCUGAGAAUAACAAAGGUGCUCGAGUCCUUGUUGUUUGCUCAGAGUUAGCCAAUUUUCUUUGCCUCCGUAGCCCAAAUGAAAUGGAGCUUGAUGUUUUGGUUGGGCAAUCCCUCUUCAGUGAUGGGGCAUCUUCUGUUAUUAUUGGCUCAGAUCCAAUCACAAAUGUGGAAAAACCUUUGUUUGAGCUUGUAUUCGCAACUCAAACUCUUGUCCCAAAUAGCCAACAUGCAAUUACGGGUUACCUAAGUGAGGCUGGGCUGAAAGCCCAGAUACAUAUGGAUAAUCCCAUGCUCAUCUCAAGAAAUAUUGAGAGGAUCCUAGUGGAAGCAUUCAAACCUCUUGACAUUUCUGACUGGAACUCCAUUUUUUGGGUAUCUCAUCCAGGUGGACGUGCCAUUUUGGAUCAAAUUGAAUUCAAGUUAGGUCUAAAGCCUGAAAAACUCAAGGCUUCACGGAAUGUCUUGAGUGAUUAUGGGAACAUGGCUAGUGCUUGUGUUUUGUUUGUUUUGGACGAGAUGAGGAAAACCUCUAUCACCGCAGGAUUGGGUACCACAGGUGAAGGCCUUCAAUGGGGCGUACUUUUUGGCUUUGGUCCUGGCCUAACUGUUGAGGCAAUCGUCCUCCGUAGUGUUUCUGUUUAGGUCACAAAAAUAUAGAGAAAUCUAUCAUUUUUGUAUUUGUUGGUAAUGAAAUGUUAUUUGCGAUUAAUAAUGAAAUAUG
This is a messenger RNA of Solanum pennellii, 1360 nucleotides long. RefSeq names its product chalcone synthase J-like. NCBI's taxonomy places the organism in Eukaryota, Viridiplantae, Streptophyta, Magnoliopsida, Solanales, Solanaceae. Gene Ontology annotation, biological process: polyketide biosynthetic process. Bases 109 to 1281 code for a protein of 390 amino acids. The transcript is spliced from 2 exons. Gene Ontology annotation, molecular function: acyltransferase activity, transferring groups other than amino-acyl groups. The record is from RefSeq and is a predicted model, not a curated record.